UCAAAGAAACAACCCAAAUUAAGGGUUUCCGAAUUACAUUCCUCACUACCAUCCUUGGCCCCUUUUCAAGGGGGAAAUAGGUCAAGGACAUUCUGAAGAAUGCAACUCGGCGACCUUUAACCAAAUGCCUACUACCCGAAGGUCUUUUUCAGACAGGAAAACAAACGCAAUCUACGAGAUCAUCAAGAGGACGUCAACACAAGACCACGACCUCCAGUCGAGGACGAAGACCUUGAAAGUUUGAUCCAGCCCGAUGAAGAGCGUAUUUCUGUGAAGAUUACCACAACUUUCGGGUAUACUAUCGAGACCGGUCGCCCUGGGAGGUGGACGGUGGAUGUUGAUAAAUUAAGGCUACCGCUGAAGCAUCCUCAGCAUCAUCCUUCGCUCUUUUUCUACUCGAAAAAAGGGGCAAUGAUGCACGCAGGGAUGCUACCGCGGUAGCUCCAAACCAAGCUAGUGAUCCACCUCUACUCCGUUAUACGACGCGUGGUCUUGACCACAUCCUCCGAUCCUGGGAAGACGACAAAACCUUCGACAAAGAGGAUAAACACAACCAAGAUAUUUUUAUCGAGGAUAAAGUUGAAAAUUCAUCUAGUAAGGGUGAAAAUUAUAGUAAAGGACCUGAUCAUAAAGAUCAUACAGAUCAUAGUCGUGAAGCCGCGAACAUUGCAAAAGAGCUUUCUUUCCUUAUCCUCGAGUCGCCCAACCUGUUCACCUC
Messenger RNA from Amoebophrya sp. A25, 718 nucleotides. The record is from the annotation of a GenBank genome assembly. NCBI's taxonomy places the organism in Eukaryota, Dinophyceae, Syndiniales, Amoebophryaceae.